Mercurialis annua (annual mercury) is the source of this 1511-nucleotide messenger RNA. RefSeq names its product F-box/FBD/LRR-repeat protein At1g13570-like. NCBI's taxonomy places the organism in Eukaryota, Viridiplantae, Streptophyta, Magnoliopsida, Malpighiales, Euphorbiaceae. The transcript has 4 exons. Gene Ontology annotation, molecular function: protein binding. Bases 46 to 1380 code for a protein of 444 amino acids. The record is from RefSeq and is a predicted model, not a curated record.
CGAAGCAUUGUUCUGCUUAUUUUGUUCGUUCACACUUCUAAAGCUAUGGAUAACCGGAACAACACAAAAUCUGAUAUAAUCAGUAACUUGCCGAGUGGCAUCAUAGACAAUAUUCUAAUUUGUCUGCCAAUUCAUGAAGCAGUGAAGACUAGCGUCUUGUCAAAGAAUUGGAGGUCCAAGUGGAGAUAUCUUUCCAAAUUGGUUUUUGACAAUACUUUUUAUCUGACAUCAAAACGGAGCAUUACUACUCUUUUUUUUAAUAUUUAUAAAGUUCUAUUACUUCACCAUGGACCCAUCUCCAAUUUUACUUUUCAUGUUCAGUUGUUAGGAGAUUAUCCUGAGAUUAACCAGUUGUUUCUUUACCUGAGCGAGAAAAAUGUUCAAGAAAUUUCCUUUGAUGCUGGAGGAGAUUAUCAGUAUGGAACCUACAGAUUGCCAUCAUAUCUGUUCUCAUGUGUGACAUUGAGGCGCUUGACCUUAUUCUCGUGUUCUUUCAAAGUUCCAUUGGCGUUUCAAGGAUUUGUCAAGUUGAUAUAUCUUGAGUUUCAGUGGGUUAAUUAUAAUAUUAAUGUGUUCGAAACUUUCAUCUCCAAAUGCCCAUUACUCGAAACACUUUCUAUUAAAGAAUGUGAUAAUACAUGUAAUCUCGAUAUUGACCUUCCGAAUCUUAGGUUCUUUGAGUUCUCUAGAUAUUUCGAGUCAAUUUGUUUUAGAAAACCUUGUCGGCAUCUUUCAACGGUUAUAUUUGAUGGACAUUUUGUCAGACACGCCUUUGAAUCAACCAGGUUUUUCGAGAGUCUGCAUGUCGUCGAAUACUUGCGUCUCGGACGUGAAUUUGUGAAUUGCCUGCGUGAUGGAAUUAUGCCAAGAAAAUUUUCUCUUGGAUGUCUUAGAGUUCUUGAAUUGCCUGAUAUACGUUUUUGGUGUUCGAAUGAGGUCUCGGUUGUUCUUUGCUUGAUUGUGAGCUCUCCUAACUUAGAGAAGCUUGAGAUUGGGUCUUUUGCACCUUGUUAUUACAAUAAACUAGAGUCUCUGGCUCCACAACUUCUAAAAGUGGAAGACCUCUUAGAAAAUGCACUGAAAAAGCUUCGAGUGGUGAAGAUGAAGAUGGAAUACAUAAAAGAAAUAAAAGCUGAACUAGAUUUUAUUAAGUUCUUAUUGGCUGAAUCAGUGGCACUAGAAAAAAUGUUUAUACAGCCUCACACAAAAACAGUUGCUGAGGAAGGACUUGAGAUUCUGAAAGAGAUAACUCAAUUUCAAUGUUCGUCAAAUAAAGCAGAAAUUGUGUGCAUAGAUCCUGAUGAUGAUGAUGAUAGUGAAGAUAGUAGUGAUGAUGAUAGUGGCAGUGGUGAAGGUAGUAAUUAUGGCAGUGAAGGUUAGGAUGUUAGUUAAGCCUGUAAAUCAAAUUAUUUUUCUUGUCUUAGCAAAAACAAGUACUAUAAUCUUACCAUUUGACCUCUUAUUUGAAAUAUUGGUGGUUAUUUUGUCAAAGCAAAUCUUUAUAAACUGGA